CCAAUUCCCAACCCGCGCGCCGCCACGCUCUCGGCUCGCGUUCGCGGCGUCGCCCCACCGGCGGAAGGCGGCGUCGCGGAGACGUCAAGAGCAGCAGAGGCAUGCUGCAGCACACCACCUGAUCGGGCGGUGGAUCCAGAGGCCAAUGCUUGGCGCCGCGGCGACAUUGGCUGGUGAGACCGUGAGAAGCAAGCAGUAGUGCGCUGUCCUUGCGCGGGGCAGGAGGGCGCUCCGUGGCAUGGCCACGCCCCCGGCCGCCGUCCGCGCCCUCAUCGCCGCCGCAGCCACCGUCCGGCACCUCAGGCAGAUCCACAGCCACCUCCUCACCUCCGGGCGCGUUGACUCCCUCGGUCCCGUCCUGCUCCGCCGCAUCAUUUCGCUGCCCUCCCCGCACCUCCACCUCCCCUUCGCUCACCGGCUCCUCCUCUCCCUACCAUCCCCGCCGCUGGACCUCUUCAACCUCCUCCUGCCCCCGCUCGCCUCCUCGACCGACCCAUCCACCGGGGCCUGCCUCUUCGUCCGCCUCCGCCGCGGCGGCCUGCGCCCCGACGCGCACACGCUCCCGCACGUCCUCAAGGCUCUCGCGCGUCUCGCGCCGGGCUCCCUCCCGCACGUUGCUUGCACCCACGUGGAGGCCAUCAAGAGCGGCCUCGAGCGCGCCGUGGUGUACGUACCGAACGCCAUCAUGGCCGCGUAUUCUGCCUGCGGCCACCUCGGGCGCGCCGUGCAGGUGUUCGACGAAAUGACACGCCGGACUGUGGUGUCAUGGAACACCGCGCUCACCGCCUGCGUGGACAACGACUGCCACGACUGGUGCGCCAGGAUGUUUACGGAGAUGGUAGAGGCUGGGUUCGAGCCUGACCACACAACGUUCGUGGUCAUGUUGUCCACUGCUGCCGAGCUGGGAAACUUGGCGCUUGGCAAGUGGGCUCAUGGGCAGGUCGUUGCCCGGAAGCUGGACAUGACGCUUCAGCUUGGCACUGCAGCAGUGAAUAUGUACGCCAAGUGUGGUGCAGUAAGUUAUGCAUCACGCUUGUUUGGGAGGAUGACAGCAAAAAAUGUCUGGACAUGGAGUGCGAUGAUCGUGGGGUUUUCACAGAAUGGGAUGGCACAGGAGGCGCUAGAGCUGUUUUAUAAGAUGAAGGAUGCAUCUGUCAUGCCCAACUAUGUCACGUUCCUUGGACUGCUUUGUGCAUGCAGUCAUGCUAGGCUGGUUGACGAGGGCCGCCAAUUCUUCCAUGAAAUGCAGCAUGUCUAUGGAAUCAAGCCGAUGAUGACACACUACAGUGCCAUGGUGGAUGUCCUGGGACGCAGUGGUCACCUCCAGGAAGCUUAUGACUUUGUUAUGGACAUGCCAGUCAAGCCUGAUGCGGUUGUCUGGAGGACAUUGCUGAGCGCCUGCCAGCUUCACAGCUCCAUGGACUGCAUAUACAUUGUUGACAAGGUGCAGAAGAGACUGUUGGAGCUGGAGCCCCGAAGAAGCGGGAAUUAUGUGAUGGUUGCAAAUAUAUACUCUGACAUUGGGUCAUGGGAUAAGGCGGCCAUGGCGAGGAGGGUGAUGAGGGAAGGGAGGAUGAAGAAGAUGGCAGGGGAGAGCUGCAUUGAGAUUGGUGGGCAGAUUCAGCGGUUCAUCUCCGGGUAUGAUUCUUGCCUUGGAUUUGACGGUGCAUCCAGGAUUCUGCAUGAGCUGAACACCAUCAUGAGAAAAUGGGAACCUGUCGACAAAAUUUUGCUUGUUGAUGCUGACAUUUGAGGACAGCAUAUUCCGAGCAAACUGUUCAGAUACCCUUCUAAAAUGCUUUUAGUUUGUGCUAUGCACUAUGUCCAUUGGGCUUGUGUACAAUGAUGCUGCAAUGAGAAAGGAGAUGUAACAUGUGAAAUGUCAUGAGCCUUAUGACUAUGGGUACACUGCACCUUCCGGAGCACAUCCUGAUGAAACUACUAUUGAUAUGAGUUCUUUUGGUUUUGUAAGUGCAGGCCCAGAUGACUUUGUGCUCAAGUUUUUCGUCAGAUCAGUUGUACCAAUUGUAAAGAUAGAUCAAUAGUACCAAUUGUAAAGAUGCGUGGGAUCCCGCCCAGUUAAGCUACGGAUUUUGCUAGUGCGUUGGUGUCGUGAAGGCAGGGAGUAGCGAGGUGUACAUAACUUGACACAUAUCUGAGUCAUGUGCUGCCAACUAAAUCUUGCCGAUGUAGAAGGCAUGUUUCAGUGUAACGACCGUGCCAGCGCCCCCAGAUCACCAAGUGCGACUUCACUGUU
Panicum virgatum (switchgrass) is the source of this 2257-nucleotide messenger RNA. RefSeq names its product pentatricopeptide repeat-containing protein At2g36730-like. Bases 239 to 1753 code for a protein of 504 amino acids. The transcript has 4 exons. Gene Ontology annotation, molecular function: RNA binding; protein binding. The record is from RefSeq and is a predicted model, not a curated record. Gene Ontology annotation, biological process: RNA modification. Lineage: Eukaryota; Viridiplantae; Streptophyta; Magnoliopsida; Poales; Poaceae.